Molecule: messenger RNA, 2544 nt
Organism: Mya arenaria
Lineage: Eukaryota; Metazoa; Mollusca; Bivalvia; Myida; Myidae
Product: chromatin assembly factor 1 subunit B-like
Exons: 12
Coding region: 105-1976 (623 amino acids)
Biological process (GO): nucleosome assembly; DNA replication-dependent chromatin assembly
Cellular component (GO): CAF-1 complex; nucleus
Molecular function (GO): protein binding
Source: RefSeq, a predicted model, not a curated record
CACUAGAAAUAAAACUCAAUCACAUUUCCAGUAUCAUAUAUAUACAGUGUUAUUUUCAGGCAUAUUGUCAUGCAACUGUGAUCUGUGUUUUAGUGUUAUCAAAGAUGAAAGUGACGACUCCCGAGAUUUCUUGGCAUGAGCGGGACCCAAUUUACAGUGUUGACAUCCAGCCUGGUAGUCGCUCUGUUCGACGUUUGGUCUCUGGAGGCGUUGAUAAAUUUGUGAGGAUUUGGCAAAUCAAAGAAGAUAUAGAUGGAAAGGCAUGUGUAGAUUUCCUUGCCAACUUAAAAAGACACACAAAGGCAGUCAAUGUUUGCAGAUUUUCACCAGAUGGUGAAGUUCUGGCCACUGCUGGAGAUGAUAGCGUGAUUAUCUUCUGGAAGUUGAGCGAGACAGAGGCACCCUCGGUGAACAUAUUUCAGGAGGAUGAGGAAGACAAUAAGGAAAACUGGUGUAUGCUUAAAAUACUCAGGGGUCAUUUGGAGGAUAUCUACGAUGUUAGCUGGUCAGCGGAUGGCAAAUUCAUGAUCUCAGGCUCGGUGGACAAUAGUGCUAUACUCUGGGACCUUACUAAAGAUCAGAAAAUAUGCCUGAUUAAUGAACACAACAGUUUUGUACAGGGAGUAGCAUGGGACCCCAGAAAUGAGUUUGUGGCAACACUAAGUCCAGAUAGAUCCUGUAGAGUGUACAACAUUGCCACCAGAAAUUGUGUUCACAACAUCAAGAAAAUGAGCCUGCCUGCAAGCCAUACUGUUAAACCUUCGUCAGAAAAUGAUGAAGAAAACAAGGAAAGCAAACCCAAAACUUUCCGCAUGUUUCACGACGACACAAUGCGUUCGUUUUUCCGUCGCCUCACUUUCAGUCCGGACGGAGAGCUGCUGAUAAUACCAGCAGGCCUGGUAGAAACAGAUCCUGUCACAAAUGCCACGUUUGUGUUCACCAGGGCUUGUCUGAACAAACCAGCUCUAUACCUGCCCAGCCCUGACAAAGUGACCAUCGCAGUGCGCUGCUGUCCACAGAAGUUUCAACUCCGGAAAAUACCAAAAAAUCUGCACAUUGAACAAGAUCAAGAAAACAACAACAUGAAAGAAUGGGAAAAAUACUCCACACUGUUCUGUUUGCCUUACCGGAUGGUGUUUGCUGUUGCGACAGAGGAUUCCAUACAACUGUACGAUACCCAGCAGCCUCAGCCCUUCGGCUACGUCACCAACAUACACUACCACCAACUCUCAGACCUUGCAUGGUCAUCAAAUGGUUGUACGCUGGUAGCCUCUUCAACAGACGGCUACUGUACACUGGUCACUUUUUCCCCCGGUGAACUAGGUGAUCCGUUCAUAGAGGAGGGAAAACUGGAGGCAAAGAACAGCUGUGAUAACCAGAACAUUGCCAUGGAUACAGAGACUACCAGUGACAGUUUAAAUCUUCACCUGGAGAACUCCACAGACAGCAAUAACUCAGGGGAGAAAACAGGGACCAAACACCCCUCCCCUCCCAAGCCUGCACCAGUGCCAAUGAUGAUGAAAGUCAAAUCGGCCGAUGGAAAACCCAGAAACAUUCAAAUAACUACUUUAAGCUCUGUGCCAUCUUCUAGCGGUGAUGCAGCUAGUGAACCACAAAUCAAAGUGAGGUCGGCUGAUGGUAAACCCAAGAACGUUCAAUUUACAACUCUGGCAACCUUCACAAGCCCGAAGAAUAAACAGCCAAUGUCUCCUUCAUCUGCCACCUCAAAGAUUUUAAAAGAAAAGACAAGAAAUAAUUCUGGUAGUGAGUGUGUUGUUAUUGAGGAUUCAAAUUCUCCUAUAAAAUUGUCUACGCUGGAAAGCACUCCCAAGUCUGCAUCUAUAUCAAACAAGACUGGUGUAACUCCGAAAUCAGGGGACACUCCAAAAUCAACACCCAAAAGAGUCCAGUUAACAACUAUAAAGCUGUUUGACUCUAGUCCAGUGGCUAAACCAUCAACUUCAGAACAAUCUUAAGUUGUUGUUUCUUGUCGGUGUUGUUUAUAUAUCAAACUGUUGUAUUUAAUAUUUUUAAAUUAUGAGUGCUAUUUUGUAUUCUGUACAACUCUGAAAGAAAAAAUUAGAUCACUUUUCUAUGAACAGUUUUUUUUAUGGAAGACAGAUGUCUAGAAUCAGUGCAAUAUUUUAUACACAACUUAGAACUUUUGUGCUACCUCGAUCAUUCAGCAUAUUCUCUUGUUACGGGGUACGCUUAACUCUGCUUUCUGACGAGCUAUUUUGCUAUCUCUGUCCAGUCAGCAUAUUCUCUUGUUAUACCCCAACUUCACAAGCCUUACUGAUGGUAUUGGUGUAUGUUGGGUCCAUAUCAUUGUCAUUUAGGUUGAGUUUUGAAAUAAAUAGUCUAUUAGUGCCUACCAUAAGAUGAUGACUCACGCCUGGCUUAACAGGUUUACAAUAUAAUUGCAUGAUGUAGUGUUGUGUGAAAUCUUUCUGUGGAAAAAUGAACUUGUUAAAAUAACACUGUUAAAUGUGAUGUGAAUAUUAAUGAAAUAUGUAACAACGUAAUUAUUUUGAAUAAAGAAUA